AUGUCUCAGAGGAUCGGUAAUGCCGUACUGGCUCUCACUCGCGUGUGGCACCAUGUUGAUGUUGCAGCAGACUCGAGGACACUUGGUAGACUAGCUUCACAAAUUGCUACCACGCUACAAGGUAAACACAAGCCGACUUAUACCCCCAACAGGGAUCACGGUGACUACGUUGUUGUUACAAAUUGUGCUCAUUUGAAAAUCACCGGAAACAAGUUAAAAGACAAGACAUACUGGCACCAUACUUCACGUCCAGGUACGUUAAACUUGAUCCCUAUGGAGAGAAUGAUUGCGAAUAAAGGUUAUGGGGAGGUGUUGAAAAGAGCAGUUAAAGGAAUGAUACCUAAAAAUAAGCAUAGAUUGGUGAGAAUGGACAGAUUGAAAGUUUUUGAUGGUGACGAGCAUCCUUAUAAAGAUAAUCUAAUAGCAUUUGCCGACGAAAUGAAGGAAACAAGAGCCAAGUUGGCCAAGUUGGAAGAAAACGAAGCAAAGAGGGCAGAGCUUAGGAAAAAGUAUUUGGCUCAUCAAGUGUAA
Lodderomyces theae is the source of this 531-nucleotide messenger RNA. Its product is annotated as mitochondrial 54S ribosomal protein uL13m. Gene Ontology annotation, molecular function: mRNA binding; structural constituent of ribosome. The record is from RefSeq and is a predicted model, not a curated record. Gene Ontology annotation, biological process: translation; negative regulation of translation. The coding region runs from base 1 to 531 and encodes 176 amino acids. Gene Ontology annotation, cellular component: mitochondrial large ribosomal subunit; ribosome. Lineage: Eukaryota; Fungi; Ascomycota; Pichiomycetes; Serinales; Debaryomycetaceae. The transcript has a single exon.